AUGGUGACUACCGCACCCGUUCCCUUGGAUCGUUUCCUCUACAACCAGUUGUUGGACAAUCUCAUCAACGACCUCUACACCACCGUUAACGGUUUCAGUCAGGAUAAUGUCGAUAAGCGCCAAGACCACACCGUCGAUGACAAUUGGGAGCCGAUCGAUAAGGUUGUGAAGGCUGUUGACAAGAACCAGUUCCUGGGCAUUGUCGCUAAUCUUGGCACUACCAAGCGACUGUUUACGGGAAACGACGCGUAA
Molecule: messenger RNA, 252 nt
Organism: Colletotrichum higginsianum IMI 349063
Lineage: Eukaryota; Fungi; Ascomycota; Sordariomycetes; Glomerellales; Glomerellaceae
Exons: 2
Coding region: 1-252 (83 amino acids)
Source: RefSeq, a predicted model, not a curated record